AUGGGGCGCGACGCUGCAAAGUCUCCUGCUCUCCUCGCCGACGAGGAGGACGAGGACGUGGCCGCCGCGCUCGACCCGCUGCUCACCGUCGCCACCACCACGGCCUCCGCCACCAGGGCGUUUAACCGCAUCGUGCAUAGACAAAAUCCCGAGGAGCAUGAACCCUUGUCUUCAGCCUUUGAUGGACCAUCUCCAACUUCUGCUAUAGUUGCAGUUGACACAGAUCUUGGUACAUCCUCACUUGCACUUACCGAGCACCACCUACACCUUUGCCUUAUGAUGUUUUCACAUUAG
This is a messenger RNA of Miscanthus lutarioriparius, 294 nucleotides long. The record is from the annotation of a GenBank genome assembly. NCBI's taxonomy places the organism in Eukaryota, Viridiplantae, Streptophyta, Magnoliopsida, Poales, Poaceae.